UGCACACUACCCUGCCCAGCCCAUCUUGGUUAACACUAACGACGGGAGUUUACCUGCCAGCCCGCGCAGCACUCUACUUUUACACACACACACUCUCUCUCUCUGCGCGCGCAUUGUCCACCCACCCACUUGCGCGUCGCCUCGUCCAGUUUUUUUUAAUUUUUGUUUCUCCCCUUCCCGCUCCCUCCUGAACCCCAGUUACAAGGUUGUUUCGGCGUGGCCUCUCGAUUGAUGCCUCCCUCCAGCCCCUCUCCCUCCUUGUGCCUGCGAAUCCCAUCCGGGUACAAGUAUGCAGGGCCCCAGCUGAGGGUCAGGCUCACGCUCGACACCUGCUCCCCCCGAUCUGCACCCGUUUCCGCACUGAGGCAUGCUACUUCGAUAUUCCCCAAGAGGCCACCUCAACCCCAUCGCCAGCAGACCCGUGUCUACGUGACCUCUCCCUCCUCCUCCUCCUCCUGUCCCACCCCUUCUGCCUCCCUCGCCCCCUCGCAGUCCUCCCCAACCAGGCCGUCCCCCAAUAUUAUAUCUACACAGUCGCAACUCCUCCGACACCAGAACCGCCUGCGACCAGCCUGGCUGUCCGGCAUCAUGGCCACAGCAACCCAGACCCGCGCGCACGCCGGCCACUCGCACUCGCACCACGACAAUGUCUACCUGACCUCCCAGAACAAGAACGACGCCGGCGUGCGCAUCACCCGCAUCGGGCUCUACUCGAACCUCGGCAUGGCCAUCGCAAAGUUCAUCGGCGGCUACCUCUUCAACUCCCAGGCCAUGGUCGCCGACGCGUGGCACAGCAUGACCGACCUCGCCUCCGACAUCCUGACCCUCGCGACCGUGUCCUUUAGCCUGCGACCCCCCACCGAUGCCUACCCCACCGGAUUCGGCAAGGUCGAGAGCCUGGGCUCCCUGGGCGUCUCGGGCAUGUUGCUCGCCGGCGGCGUCUUCAUGGGCAUGAGCAGCCUCGAGUCGCUCUACGGCCACUUCUUCCUCGACCCCGCCGCAGCCGAGGCCCUGCUGCAUCACGGCCACGGCCACAGCCACGGCCACGGCAUGGGCCCAAGCCUACACGCCGCCUGGCUGGCGCUGGGCACGGUACUGAUCAAGGAGUGGCUAUACCAUGCGACUAUGAAGGUCGCAAGAGAACGCAAGUCCGCCGUCCUGGCCUCCAACGCCAUCCACCACCGUGUCGACAGCUGGACCGGCAUCGUCACCCUGCUCGUGAUCCUCGGCGCAAACUUCCUCCAAGACGCGACGUGGCUGGAUCCUGUCGGGGGACUCCUGAUCUCCUUCCUGGUCAUCAAGGGCGGCUGGGGCAACACCAUGUCCUCGCUCUACGAGCUGGCGGACAGGACCAUCGACGACGAGGUCAAGAAAUCGGUCAGGAGGCAGGUGACCAAGAGCCUGCAGGGGGUCACAGAAGGCCACGAGGUGGAGCUCCGAGACGUGUCAGGGAUCAAGUCGGGCCAGAACUACCUGAUCGACCUCGAGCUGGCCGUCCCGCCCACCUGGACCAUCGAGGACGUCCGGGACGUAGAGAACGCGGUGCGGACAUUCGUCGGGGGCAAGGUCCGUGGCGUGAGGAAGGUCCGGGUACGAUUUGUGCCCAAGACCGCCGAUGGCGAGACCCCCAAGUUCGAUGAGUUCAUCUCCGGAAGCGUCAGCCCACAGUCGAGCCCAGAGCCGGAAGAGCAUGACCACAGCCACGAGAAUGGCAACGGCAACGGCAACGGGCACCACAAGCAGAAUUGAGGGUGUGCGAUGUAUCACGAGCACGAUCUGAAGACACUGGCAAGGACAUGAUUGUAACAGAUUAGAGGCUUGGCUUGGACUGUACAUAUAUAGUACCUGAGAGGUAAAGAUAUACACCGAAGCCGGUUGGCAUUUGGGCGGCGUUCAGGAAAUAUGGGAAGAAAGGGGUCACUUGACUGGCCUGUCACGAUAUGGCCAGGAAGAUGCACCGCAUAUCGAAUUCAUUUAUUUUGUCAGUUUGAGAUGUCAUUAUAUGACGAGACAGUAUUCUGUUCACCACCUGAUGUUUGAUAUGGUUUUCCUCAGACGGCGUGUAGACACUAGAG
This is a messenger RNA of Diaporthe batatas, 2075 nucleotides long. RefSeq lists its product as uncharacterized. Gene Ontology annotation, molecular function: monoatomic cation transmembrane transporter activity. Lineage: Eukaryota; Fungi; Ascomycota; Sordariomycetes; Diaporthales; Diaporthaceae. Gene Ontology annotation, biological process: monoatomic cation transport; transmembrane transport. The record is from RefSeq and is a predicted model, not a curated record. Gene Ontology annotation, cellular component: membrane. The coding region runs from base 232 to 1749 and encodes 505 amino acids. The transcript is spliced from 2 exons.